Messenger RNA from Drosophila obscura, 4099 nucleotides. RefSeq names its product zinc finger protein 528. Gene Ontology annotation, biological process: regulation of DNA-templated transcription. Gene Ontology annotation, molecular function: DNA-binding transcription factor activity, RNA polymerase II-specific; RNA polymerase II cis-regulatory region sequence-specific DNA binding. Lineage: Eukaryota; Metazoa; Arthropoda; Insecta; Diptera; Drosophilidae. The transcript has 3 exons. Bases 1064 to 3010 code for a protein of 648 amino acids. The record is from RefSeq and is a predicted model, not a curated record.
AGGGAGUGGUACGUCAAAAACUGACGCACAGCGGCAGCCACACUGCGCAAGAGGAAACAAGUCCAUAGUUAAAUAGUACUCAUAAUAAUAAUAAUAUAAACUGUAAAAUACAUAAAACAUUACGUGAAAUCAAGUCCAAGCCGAGCAAAACAAAUUACGUGAGAAAGUGCAAAAAAUCUAUAAGAGAAAAGCGACGAAGAAGAAAAAAAAACUGUGAAACGGGCUGAGAAAAACAAGCUAAGGAAAAUAGCUGGCCAACAAAUCAGAGCGAAACCUUGAUUGUAACGGCAACGGCAACGCAACAACGAACGCAAAAUACCUUCAAUUGUGGCAAAGUGAGUUUCGGCCAGGCCAGCGAGCGCUCAGAGCCAAGCUAACAACAGCAAAGUUAUAUAAGAAGGCUGCGAGAAAGGCUACAGGGGAGGCAAGGAGGCUGUCGAGGAUGCCCGCCAGUCGCAGCCGGCACGCUAAAGGACACGAUUCCAACAACACCAAAGAGCAAGCAGAGCAAGCAGCUGCAGCAGGAGCAGGAGCAGGUCCUGGAACUGAAGCUAUAACUAAAGCCGGAGCAGCGCUACUCUCAAGGCAACUCAUGUCAAUGUCAAAGUUGAAGCAUAACUAGUUGGAAGAGGAGUACGAGUACGAGUAGGAGUACGAGAACAAGGAGCAAAGCUAAAGCAUUUUACUGCAGACGACGCUGGAGUCGAUGUCAAAGAAGGUUGUGCUACAUCUACAUAGUAAAUACAAAACAAAUUUAAAACAUAAGAAACAGAAACGGGCGUCACGAGCAGCCGGAGGAUCCCAUCCAUCCCCACAAGCCCCACAAAGGAAACCGAAUCCGAAACGCAAACACACUAAAAGUGCAGACCGACCCCAAAGUGUGGGUUCCUCGGUGUCUGGUUCACAGGCAAUUCAAAAGAUUUGAUCCGCCAGGCGGCCAAACUGGCAACUGCCGGCAGACUUGGGGAGCGGACACGGCAACGGAGACGAAGACGGUGACGGAGUCAGAAGUCAGAGUCGGAAUCGACCCACAAGGAGAGAGCAGAGCAGAGCAGGCACCACCAUGUCUGUGGACUUUAUACUGCCCAAUCGGAACAAGAUACAAACGAUUGCCUAUGCGAGUGCCAGCAGAAAGUAUGCCGCGACGGCAUCAUCCGCCUCGACCGGAUCCGGAUCCGGAAGCAGCAGCAGCAGCGAGCUGCAGAGCUGGCGGCGACCGAAGCCGAGAAACGGCAGCAAACUGAGGCUGGAGGACAGGUCCUCCUCCUCGGUGCUGCGUAAUGCCAAUGGGAAUGCACACGCAAGUGGAAAUGGAAAUGGAAAUGGGAGCAAGUCGUCGCUCAAGUCGCUGGCCAAACGCUCCUCCAGAUCCCUGCUGAAGCGUGAGGUUAUCGAGCUGGAGGACGAGGAGGAUCGGAGGGAGGCAACCGCCGGCGACGAACAGCUGUGCGAGCACCUGGAGUGGUCCGCCGCCCAGUCCCUGGUGCAGAUGACCUCCUCCAAGCAGGAGAAACAGCGUCGCCUGGGAGGGGCGUCAUUGGGAGGUGCUGCUGGCACCACAGGAACCGCAGCGGCAGCCACAGUCUCCGCCUCAGUGUCGGUGCGCCGUCCAGUGGCCGUCGGGCGGGCCCCGGCCGAGGACGGAAAGGUGAUCUUCUAUGCACCGCCAGCCAGUGCCUGUGGGGCUGCGCGCCAGCCGGAGCCAAUGUCCGUGAAGCGCCAGCGGGAGCAACAAGUGGCGGCGAAUGCCUCCGCAGCGGCCACGGCCACGGCCGCAUCGAUUUACCGCGGACGCAGCGCUGAGGAGACGGAGGCCGCCCACGAUCUGCUGUCGCUGUCCCAGAGCCUGCCGCCGCUCAUACCGCCCUGCGUGGUGACCAUCAUGAAGCAGGAGCAGGAGCACCACAAGUCGUCGGCGGAGCACCUGCCGAUUAUGCAGGAGAUCUCGAACGCUUCCAACAAGUCGCUGGCCACGUCUUCGCAGUCGAACAUCCGGUUCAUCGGCAGCAGUUCCUACGACAUGAUGAACGGCGCGCCCGAGGCCUCCAACAACUGCUCGCCACUGACGCCGCCCAACUCCGAUCACAGCUCGGAUGUGGACAUUGAUAUGUCUUCCUCGUCCGAAUCCGGCCAGAUGCACUGGGGCAAGCAGCCGCACCAGCCGCCGCAGCAGCAGCGGGCCUCGGCCCUGAAAAUGUGCCUCAACAUGAUGGACGGGCGCACGAAGGCCAGCAAGGCGGCGGCUGGCAAGGACCGGGAGCAGCUGCACCAGCGUCCAAAGAGCUCCAGCAGCUCCAAUGGCUCGGGCGGCGCAGGAAGCAGUGUCGCAGGCGGACGUGCAGCGACGAUUGCCGAUGUGGCAGCUGCAGCCGGAGCCGGAGCCGCAGCCGGAUCCAGUGGCAAUGGGGAGAACUAUGCCAAGCGCAAGCGCGGAUGCUACAAGUGCUCCGAGUGCGGCAAGCAGUAUGCCACCUCCAGCAACCUGUCGCGCCACAAGCAGACGCACCGCUCCCUGGACUCGCAAUCGGCCAAGAAGUGCAAUACCUGCGGCAAGGCGUACGUGUCCAUGCCGGCCCUGGCCAUGCACCUACUAACGCACAAACUCUCGCACAGCUGCGACAUCUGCGGCAAGCUCUUCUCGCGCCCCUGGCUGCUCCAGGGCCAUCUGCGCUCCCACACCGGCGAGAAGCCCUAUGCCUGUGUCCAUUGCGGCAAGGCGUUCGCGGACCGCUCCAACCUCCGCGCCCACAUGCAGACGCACUCUGGCGACAAGAACUUCAAGUGUCACCGCUGCAACAAGACGUUCGCGCUCAAGUCGUAUCUGAACAAGCACCUGGAGUCGGCCUGCCUCAGGGAUGCAGGCGCCAUAGGGCAGGGCAAGGACGAUGACUACGACUGCGAUCUGGAGGACGAGGAUGAGAUGAUGGGAAAGCAUGAGCACGAUCAGGACGAGUUCGAUGGCGAUGAGCUGGACAGCGAUGAGACUAGUCAGGAUAUUGAAGUGGCUUAGGCGGCCGUCAGCGAUGCGAUGGAGUUGGAGUUGGAGUUGGAAAUGGACAGUGAUGAGACUAGUCAGGAUAUUGUGGGGACCUAGGCAGCCGCCGAAGGUCGCCACAAGACUCCUCUCGUUUACCUUAAUAUUAGAUACUUUAUACCAGAACCCUAUAAGCAAUAUUCGAGCACCCUUAUCAAAUUAAAAACGAUAAAACCCAAAAAGAAAAAUGUAAUCGAAGGUUAUAAUUCAAAUCAGUCAACUAGCAGCUUACUAGCAGAGUAGUUCGGACGGAAUAUGAAGGAUGGACGGAUGGACGGAUAGAAGAUGGAUCUCAACUCAAUAGAAUGUUUUCAACAGUUAUAUACAUUAUACAUAUAUAUCUACUUACUUAUUAUCUGACCUUUUCCGGGCUACUAUAGCGGGACGAGCGAGAAAGAGAACAAGCAGGAGGAGGGCGGAGUCUUUCCGAGUUGCGACUUUUACUGAAUUGAAACAGCCAAAAGAACAAAUAACCAAAAAAAGGCAACACCGACAAAAGGCAAACGAGCAAAACGGAAGGGAGAAUAAGAGAGAGAACAAACAAAAACAAACGGAAACAAAAAGGAAAAAACAAAAGGUUUAAGAAAGAAAUCCAAAACGUAACUUAUAGUAAAAAUCUGACACAACGAAUAUUAUGGAACAUAAGUAGAAAUUCUAUAUAUACACAGAUCAAAUAAGCAUAUAUACAGAAUGGAAGGGAGGAGGAAAGCAGAAACUGAGGAGGAGAAAGGGCAAAUUAUAUAUAUAUAUAUAUACAUAUGACAUAUGAUCUAUAUGAACUACGAGUAUAAUAACAUAGCGAGCAGAACCAAUUUGCAUGUUUUUUGGUAAUAUCUACUUUAAGGCAUCGUUUUAGGGCUCUAGAGUUUAUAUACACACACACCCCUACCGCAUCCAUGCAAUACAUACCUAGAUGCACGAGUAUUACGAGUAUUAGUCUGUAUUCAAAGAGAACUCUCUCGCUCUCUCCAACCAAAACCACACCAACGCCCACGCCCGCCACACGCCAUUCGAGGAGGACACUUGGACAGUUGGACAGUUGAACAGUUGAACAGAUAAAUAGAU